AAAGUAUCAUCAUGGCUUCGACGUCAAGGUUAAAAGACAAGGUGAAGCAAAAAGAAUGGAAUAUAAAGGGGAAAAUGUCUCUCUUGACACUAGACUUAUCUAACAAGUAUCUGACUCAACUGCCCGAGGAACUUUUUGAAUUAAAAGACAUAGAGGCCUUGGAUUUGACAGGCAACAGGAACAUUGAUCUCUCCACUGAGCUGAUCAAACUGACCAAUCUGAAACUGUUGUGUCUACAUCGAUGCAACCUUGAGUCGGUUCCUGCUGUCGUGAUGAAACUUUCACAUUUAGAAGCAUUGAUCCUCAGUAACAACAACAAGAUCACCUUGCCGGAUGAGAUGUCCAGUCUCGUGAACCUCACUGUCCUCGACUUAAAUAACUGUAACCUUAAGUCGGUUCCCUUUGUUGUGAUGAAACUUCAACAGUUAAAAAGACUGAUGCUCGGUUAUAACAAGAACAUCACCAUGCCAGGUGAUAUGUCCAGCCUCGUGAACCUCACUGCCCUCGACUUACAGAACUGUAACCUAGGCACACUGCCGCCGGUUGUACUGCAACUACUUAACCUACAGGAGUUGCAUUUAGGUAUGAAUCAGAUCUCCCUGCCAGAUGAGUUGUACAAGUUAGAGAAUAUAAAAGUAUUGAGCCUAUUUGCUUGUAACCUGACGACGGUUCCACCGGCAGUACUAAAACUCACCCAGCUGGAGGAACUGGACCUCAGCUGGAACAGCGGGAUCCACCUGCCGGAUGAACUGUGCGGACUCAUGAGCACCAACGUCCGGGUACUUAAACUAAGGGGAACAGGCAUGGUCACGAUUCCUCAGGUAGUGUGGAGACUGGUACAGUUAGAACUAUUGGACUUGAGCUGCAACCCAGUACAGACGUUGCCUGCUGAAAUUGAAUAUCUCACUAACCUCAAACACUUGAGUCUGCUCUACUGUAAGCUGCACACACUCCCACCUGAAAUGUGGAGACUGACACAGUUAGAAUGGCUGGGCCUGAGCUCUAACCCACUACAGACGUUACCCUCAGAGAUCGGACAACUCACCAACAUUAAACACUUGGAUCUGUCCGGGUGCAAUCUGCAUACACUGCCACAUGAAAUGGGGAGACUGACACAGUUAGAAUGGCUGGACCUGAGGGAUAACCCACUACAGACGUUACCCGCGGAAAUCGGACAGCUCACUAAUAUGAAACACUUGGAUCUGACCGCGUGUAAGCUGCGCACACUCCCACCUGAAGUGGGGAGACUGACACAGUUAGAAUGGCUGGGCCUGAGGUCUAACCCACUACAGACAUUACCCGCGGAAAUCGGACAGCUCAUCAAUAUGAAACACUUGGAUCUGUCCGACUGCGAGCUGCACACACUCCCACCUGAAAUGUGGAGACUGAAACAGUUAGAAUGGCUGGACGUGAGCUCUAACCCACUAAAGACGUUACCCGCGGAAAUCGCACGUGGACAGCUCACUAAUAUAAAACACUUGAAUCUGACCGAGUGUAAGCUGCGCAUACUCCCACCUGAAAUGUGGAGACUGAAACAGUUAGAAUGGCUGGACCUGAGGUCUAACCCACUACAGACGUUACCCGCGGAAAUUGGACAGCUAAGUAACCAAUCUUAUAUAGACCUCAGUCACACAACACUUAUAACAAGUGCCCAUUUAAAAGUUGCUGUUUUGGGAGAGAAAAUGGCGGGGAAAACAAGCCUUAUGCAAACGCUGAGCACGGACCAGUCCACCCUGACAGAAGAAGAGGACCGCACACACUGUGUAGAGAUAACUCAGUGGGCACCUGAUAGAAAUAUCACGUUUGAAGUGUACGACUUUGGUGGCUAUGAUGUGUACCACCUCCCUCAUCAGUUCUUUUUGACACAAGGUGCCUUGAACCUGUUGACAGUAAAUCUUCAUGAAUACAGGUGUACUGAACAGAGUUACACAGAAGCUGUGGGGUUUUGGUUGGACACACUGAACGCCCGCGUGCCGGGGGCGGUGGUUACAAUAGUGGGUAGCAAGACGGACUUGUGCAGCGGCACAGAAAUAGAGGAGAAAACCAGGGACAUCCAAGAAAGAUUCACACAGCAACAUAACACUUGGCAACGUGGCAUACAGCAGCAAAUAAAGGAGUUACAAUUUGAAAGGUCGACCUAUAGAGGGGCCGAUCCGGAGGAGAUAGAACAACAGUUAGAACGUACCUUGACACGCCCGCUGCGGCUUACAGGUGUGUACUGCGUCAGUUCGGCAGAACCAACAUCUGGGCUGGACACACUUAAGAGUCACAUGAUAGAAACAGCAAAUGACACGAAAGUGUUUCCAAAUCUUCGAAGGAUCCUACCGCGAAAAUGGGUGGAUUUUAAACAGGAGCUUCACGACCUGCGGAAUAGGCCAACCGUAGGUACUGACCGCGGCUACAGCUCAUCAGCAAGGAGUAGCCUACGUAGUGACCGAGGCUACAGCUCAUCACUGAGUAGUGUAGGUAGUGACCGAGGCUACGGCUCAUUAUCACUGAGUAGUGUAGGUAGUGACCGAGGCUACGGCUCAUCAUUACUGAGUAGUGUAGGUAGUGACCUCGGCUACAGCUCAUCACUGAGUAGUGUAGGCAGUGACCGAGGCUACGGCUCAUCACUGAGUAGUCUCAUCACCGAUUAG
Messenger RNA from Branchiostoma belcheri (Belcher's lancelet), 2639 nucleotides. Its product is annotated as leucine-rich repeat protein lrrA-like. The transcript is spliced from 2 exons. Gene Ontology annotation, molecular function: protein binding. The record is from RefSeq and is a predicted model, not a curated record. Lineage: Eukaryota; Metazoa; Chordata; Leptocardii; Amphioxiformes; Branchiostomatidae. The coding region runs from base 12 to 2639 and encodes 875 amino acids.